AUGAAUCAUCCAUUAUCUGAUAUUAAUGAAAUAAAUUCGUUGGAGAAUUUUAUUGAUACAAAAUUUAUUAAAUAUUCUGGUAUAGGUAAUGCUAACACUCGGUUACUACAAACAACGAAUCAAUUUAAGCAUUAUAGAUUACGUCGUCUUGAACAAGUUCAAGCUAAACCAUUUUUAUUAAUUGAUGAAGCUUAUUUGUGGUACGUUGAACAUAUUGAUUUAAUCAUCAGUUUUGAAUUAUUUAGUAAAUUAUUUCUUCAACAAUACUCAUCUACAUCAUCAACAAAACAAAAUAAUACAUCUGUAGAGAUGGUUACUCCGUCAAUUACUGCUCCAAGUUUUUUAUCUAUAUCACAUCUACAGCAAACGAUCGCUGAUGAAAUUAUUAAAAAACCAACAUAUUCAUGA
Messenger RNA from Rotaria sordida, 408 nucleotides. The record is from the annotation of a GenBank genome assembly. Lineage: Eukaryota; Metazoa; Rotifera; Eurotatoria; Philodinida; Philodinidae.